This is a messenger RNA of Pyrus x bretschneideri (Chinese white pear), 2336 nucleotides long. RefSeq lists its product as uncharacterized. Lineage: Eukaryota; Viridiplantae; Streptophyta; Magnoliopsida; Rosales; Rosaceae. The record is from RefSeq and is a predicted model, not a curated record. The transcript has 7 exons. Bases 202 to 2292 code for a protein of 696 amino acids. Gene Ontology annotation, molecular function: zinc ion binding.
GCAAAGGAAAUAGAGGUAGGAAAACUGAGGUCUAACAGCUUUGUCUGAUCUCUGAUAAUUGAUCCCAGAAAGCAAAAGCUCCACUCCGCUGAAAAACAUGGAAGACCUUGAAUCACUCUCCUCCCAUGGCUUCCCAUUCGAAUGCAGACCCUAGAGAGUAAAAGUUUCAGAAUUUACAUUUUUUGAGCUAGUUGGAGAAGCAUGAAGGGCCAUGAACACAAGAUGGCAAGAAUGGAGGACAUUCUAAACCUUCCGGUACAAGAUCCUCCAUGUGCCGAGUUUUCUGCUACUCAUAUCAAGUGGGUGAAAGUAGAAGGCGGUCGCCAAGGCGGCGAUGAUAUUGCCCUAAUCCCAUUUGCUAGGGUGGGUGAUUUUGUAAAAGGAGAAUCUUCAAAUGCCGAAUGCCCUGCCAGCUUCCGCGUCGAGUCAAGAAGGAAGAGACCUGAGGGGAGCAUCAGCAAGCCAAGGGUUGACGGUUAUCUUGAAUAUACACUAUACUGGUGUUCAUAUGGUCCUGAAGACUACCGAGAGAAUGAAUCUGGUCUGGUGGAUGGUUCUAGUACAAAGCCAGCAUCCGGAAAGGGAAGCAGGCCUGGAAGGCGUCACAUGAUGAGAGGCUGCCUAUGCCAUUUCACUGUAAAGCGCUUAUAUACCCGGCCACUCCUUGCUCUCAUCAUCUAUAACCAGAGAAAUCAUGUAGAUAAGUCAGGAUCUCCGUGCCAUGGUAUACUUGAUCAGGAUGCUAUGGGAACGAGAGCCAUGUAUGCUCCACGAAUAUCAGAGGAGCAACGCCAGAAAGUGAUGUCUAUGCUUUAUGUUGGAAUUCCUUUAGACAAUAUAAUUCAGCAUCACAUGGAGCUGGUCCAGGGGCAUGGUGGACCUCAUAACCGUGAUGAUUUUCUAAGUCGCAACGAUGUUCGAAACAUGGAAAGGGGGAUUCGUAAUUCUUCUCCUCAGUUACAUCCAGAUGAUGGAUGCAGUAUAAAGAUGUGGGUUCAACGCCAUCGCAAGCAUGUUUUCUAUUUUCAAGAUAGCUCUGGUUCGGAGCCAUUUGUUUUAGGGAUACAGACAGAUUGGCAGCAGCAACAGAUGCUCCAGUAUGGACAUAAUAAUUACGUAGCUGUCCAUUCAACAUUUGGCUUAAAGAAACUUAAGUAUCCGCUGUGUACAUUACUUGUUUUCAACCCAUCUCGGAAUGCCAUACCAGUUGCUUGGAUCAUUACCUCCUCUUUCAUCAGUCAAGAUAUCCACAAGUGGAUUGGGCCACUGGCUGAAAGAAUCCGAACCAAGGACCCAGGAUGGAGACCCGAUUCCUUUUUAGUGGAUGAUCCUUCCUUUGAGAUUUCUAUAUUAAGGGACGCUUUCCAAUGCCGGGUCUUAUUAUGUAUCUGGCAUGCUCGGCAUUCUUGGAUAAGACGGAUUUUAAAGACAUGCUGCAACUUUGAUGUGCAGCGAGAGGUAUUUAAGCAGUUAGGCUGGCUUUUGUACAGCACAAGGAGCGGGUCGAAUGCCAUGGAUGCAGUUGAGGAGUUUGUGCAAGUAUUUGUUGAUCAAUGUGCCUUUAUGGAUUAUUUUAAGAGGCGAUGGUUACCAAAUUUAGAGUUGUGGGUGAAUUGCAUAAGGUCUCUUCCUGUGGCCAGUCCAGAGCCAAAUGCUGCAAUUGAGUCCUAUCAUGCGAGGUUGAAAUCCAAGCUUUUCAAUGAACAAUAUGCGAAUUCCUGGUUGAGAGUCGACUGGUUGAUACACACACUCACAACUGAAUUUCACUCUUCGUAUUGGUUAGACCAAUAUAGCACGGAGACCGGGUAUUUUGAAAAUUUGAGGGACAAAUCUUUUUCAACGAAUGCUUGGUAUCAGGCACUGCAGAUCCUAGAUGUUGAUGUCAUACUAGAUGAGCAAAAUCUUCAGUAUGCAAAGGUCAUCUCACAAACGGACAGAAGCCUGGCAUACACUAUCUGGAACCCUGGUUCGGAAUUCUCAUUCUGUGAUUGCCCUUCGUCAAGGCUGGGAAAUCUCUGUAAGCAUGUCAUCAAGGUAGCAAUCUCAUGUAAAGAUCGGCAGGUUGCAAGACCAUUAUUGGCAGCUCAAGUUUAUCGGCAGGCCUUGCUUACUCUUCUUCAAAAUAUCCCAGAUGAUCCUCUAGUUCUUGAUCAUGCCAUUUUACAUGCGACCCGUUUGCAACAGGACAUUAAAGCCUUGGAAGUAUUGUCUAAUAGUGGUUUGCUCCAGCCUUUAACUUCAGAGAUUAAUUCACAUGUAACAGACAAUGUACUUUUUCCUCAUCUUGAUUGAUUAGGCCAUCAAAAUUGAGAUGCUCACAUGCAUGAUGCUUUGAA